This is a messenger RNA of Raphanus sativus (radish), 778 nucleotides long. Its product is annotated as MYB-like transcription factor 4. The transcript has 3 exons. The coding region runs from base 91 to 684 and encodes 197 amino acids. Gene Ontology annotation, molecular function: transcription cis-regulatory region binding. Gene Ontology annotation, biological process: cell differentiation. NCBI's taxonomy places the organism in Eukaryota, Viridiplantae, Streptophyta, Magnoliopsida, Brassicales, Brassicaceae. The record is from RefSeq and is a predicted model, not a curated record. Gene Ontology annotation, cellular component: nucleus.
UAUAUGCCUAUAUAUUUCACUUGCUUAACCUCACAAUGAAUCAAACUAAAAAUAGAACCAAACAAAACCAAUCUCCUUAUUAGAAGAAGCAUGAACAUAGUGUCCGUCCGGGCUCUCUCUCCGCCCUCCAGGUUGUUACAUCGUGCCGAGAGAUGUAGAGUGGGAGGGAGAAACUACGAAAAGCCUGAACUGAAACAAAGCAACUUCUCAAAAGACGAAGACGAUCUCAUCCUUAGGCUUCAUGCACUUCUUGGCAAUAGAUGGUCAUUGAUAGCGGGAAGGUUACCUGGAAGAACCGAUACCGAAAUAAGAAUCCAUUGGGAAACUUACUUAAAGAGGAAACUCAUGAAAAUAGGAAUAGACCCAACCAACCAUCGUCUCUACCAUCACGCAAACUAUAUUUCAAGACAAUACCUCAGCUCCUCUCGUAAGAAACUUGAAACAGAUAUCGUUAGUGAUCAAUCUUCUUCACUAUCCGAAUCAUGUGAUAUGAGAAUAUUACCCGUUUCAAGUACCGAUUGCUAUGAUGAUAGUGCUACUAGUAGUGCCGGACAUAGUCGUUUGCCUGACCUCAACAUUAGUCUCAUCCCGGCUGAGACGGUGGUUUCUUGGUCAGGUUGUGGUCUUCAAGAAUCUAGCAGCAGUGGUUCGACGCGUCAAGAAACGCUUCUUCUUUUCCGGUGAAAUCGGAUAUUUUAUUGCUACAUAAGAAAUGAAAAAUGGUGUAUGUCAUUCAAAAAAAAAUGGAAAAAGAAAAAUGGUGUAUUUCUUUGUACUA